Carassius gibelio (silver crucian carp) is the source of this 1465-nucleotide messenger RNA. RefSeq lists its product as uncharacterized. The record is from RefSeq and is a predicted model, not a curated record. The transcript is spliced from 8 exons. Lineage: Eukaryota; Metazoa; Chordata; Actinopteri; Cypriniformes; Cyprinidae. Bases 228 to 1316 code for a protein of 362 amino acids.
CAGCAGCGCGCCAGCGCCGCGUGCAGGCACGCUUCUGGUGUGUAAAGACACAGAAAACGCAAAGCAAGACACCACGCUUCUGGCACGCAGCCGAGACGCCACGAAUCCAGUGUGUCACCGGCCUGAGAAUGUUAUUGCUUCGUUGGACCAAACGUGCUCCAUGAGAUGUCGUUCAGUGGACCCUUACCUUUCUAACUAAACCGGGAUUUACAGCUGUGGAUGUGUUUAUGACUCGUUAUUACGACGGAUCUGGAACAACAUUUGUUCAAAGCUCAUCAAACAAAAGCAGAAAGAAUCUUGAAUCGCCUGAAAUGAACAUGAGAGUUUUCUACAAGAGUCUGUUAUCUUUACUGGGCUUUUUCUCAGUUCAGAUGAAAGCAGAAACAGAAGUGAACGUAGCAAGUUGGGGAACAGCCGUUCAGUCGAAAACAUUUAACAACUUUGGUGCCCAAAACGCUGUGGAUGGGUCAAACGACGUCUGUUCUGGUACAAAAAAAAUAAAUAACCCCUGGUGGAAGCUGGAUCUGAAGAAGACGUACACUGUGAACAGAGUGACCAUCACUAACAGAAUCUGUCAAAGAGGGAACUGUGAAAACUGGAUAAACGGGGCAGUGAUUCGGAUUGGAAACGAUUCUUCAGUUUUUGGCAACCCAGUAUGUGCUACAGUUUCCUCUAUUCCAGCAGGAGCAACCAACAGCUUCUCGUGUCCUGGGAUGAAGGGACGCUAUGUGACUGUGAAUAUUCCUGGGAAUUCAAAGGUUCUUACUUUCUGUGAAGUGGGAGUCUAUGUGAAUUUUACAGAUGGAACCUUGCCCUCACCCACUCUUCCGGAGGACGUUCCCACAGCUUCCCCAGGGUAUAUACCCACAGCUUUUCUUGAGGACGUUCCCACAGCUUCCCGAGAGGAAGUUCCAACAGCUUUUUCUGAGGACGUUUCCACAGAUCUUCCCGAGGACGGUUCCACAGAUCUUCCCGAGGACGGUUCCACAGAUCUUCCCGAGGACGGUUCAACAGAUCUUCCCGAGGACGGUUCCACAGAUCUUCCCGAGGACGGUUCCACAGAUCUUCCCGAGGACGGUUCCACAGAUCUUCCCGAGGACGGUUCCACAGAUCUUCCCGAGGACGGUUCAACAGAUCUUCCCGAGGACGGUUCCACAGAUCUUCCCGAGGAUGGUUCCACAGAUCUUCCCGAGGACGGUUCCACAGAUCUUCCCGAGGACGUUCCCACAGAUCUUCCCGAAAACGUUUCCACAGAUCUUCUCCCAGAUGAAGGAGGUCCCGAUUCCCAAGAAGACUCCUGUGAAGAUGAAACUUAAGCUUGAGUCUGUCUGAAUCUCUAGCUCCUGUCACAGCUUCACUGUGCUCUGGCAAAACGAGGGAUUUCUGACGUGAAGAGAGAUGAUGAUGAUGAUGACAUUCCUCAAUGUUGAUCACAAUAAAGUUGUAUGUGAAAAUUUAAACUGAU